This is a messenger RNA of Vicia villosa (hairy vetch), 509 nucleotides long. RefSeq names its product V-type proton ATPase subunit G1-like. The record is from RefSeq and is a predicted model, not a curated record. The coding region runs from base 7 to 339 and encodes 110 amino acids. Gene Ontology annotation, biological process: proton transmembrane transport. Gene Ontology annotation, cellular component: vacuolar proton-transporting V-type ATPase complex. NCBI's taxonomy places the organism in Eukaryota, Viridiplantae, Streptophyta, Magnoliopsida, Fabales, Fabaceae. The transcript is spliced from 4 exons. Gene Ontology annotation, molecular function: proton-transporting ATPase activity, rotational mechanism.
GUUAUCAUGGAUCCCUUCAAAGGUCAAGGUGGCAUUCAAAUGCUUCUAACUGCUGAACAAGAAGCUCAACACAUUGUUAACACUGCAAGAAAUUUGAGGACUCAAAGAUUGAAGCAAGCAAAAGAUGAGGCUGAGAAAGAGGCAGCUCAAUAUAGAACUCACAUGGAAGAAGAAUAUCAAAAGUCAAUUUCAGAGACAACUGGGAAUUCAGGAUCAAAUGUAAGAAGGCUUGAUCAAGAAACAGAUGCUAAGAUUAGAACCUUAAAGAAAUCAGGUUCAAAGGUUUCAAAUGAAGUUGUUGACAUGCUACUCAAGCAUGUUACAAAUAUUAAAAUGUAAUAAUUGCCUAUAAGAAAUUGAUGAAGACACCAACAUAAGAAGUCAUCACCUACAAUAAAACAAAGAAGAUUCAUCUCAAGAUUAUUUGCUAUUUAACUUUUGGUUGCAAUUGCAUAAAGACUUAGCUACAAAUUCUUGUCUCCAACAACUAUCACUUGUCACAUGGAAAA